GCCCGGGAGGAUGCGCGGCGUGGGGCUCUGAAGGAUGGAGGGCGUUUUGUACAAGUGGACCAAUUAUCUCACAGGGUGGCAGCCUCGUUGGUUUGUUUUAGAUAAUGGAAUCCUGUCCUACUAUGAUUCACAGGAUGAUGUUUGCAAAGGGAGUAAAGGAAGUAUAAAGAUGGCAGUUUGUGAAAUUAAAGUCCAUUCGGCAGACAACACAAGAAUGGAAUUGAUCAUUCCCGGAGAGCAGCAUUUCUACAUGAAAGCGGUGAAUGCAGCUGAAAGACAGAGGUGGCUGGUUGCUCUGGGGAGCUCCAAAGCCUGCCUGACAGACACAAGGACCAGGAAAGAAAAAGAAAUCAGUGAAACCAGCGAGUCUCUGAAAACCAAAAUGUCUGAACUUCGCCUCUACUGUGACCUCCUAAUGCAACAAGUUCAUACCAUCCAGGAAUUCGUUCACCACGAUGAGGCGCGCCCAUCGCCCAGCGUGGAGAACAUGAAUGAAGCCUCUUCUCUGCUUAGUGCCACAUGUAAUACGUUCAUCACAACCCUUGAGGAGUGUGUGAAGAUCGCGAACGCCAAGUUUAAACCUGAGAUGUUCCAGCUGCCCCAUGCGGAUCCCUUAGUUUCGCCUGUGUCACCUUCUCCUGUUCAAAUGAUGAAGCGUUCCAUCAGCCACCCUGGUACUUGCAGUUCAGAAAGGAGUAGCCAUGCUGUGAAAGAACCAGUGUCUACGCUGUAUCGACUCACCCAGCGACGCCGCAGAACAUACUCGGAUACAGACUCUUGUAACGACAGUUCCCUUGAAGACCCAGGACCUGUUCACUGUUCAAGGAAUACACUUAAUGGAGAUUUGGCAUCAGCAGCCAUUCCUGAAGAACACAAAUUUAUGGCCAAAAAAAAAUCUGACUCGGAAGACGCUCUCCCAUUCUUCUCUUCCUGAGGAAACUAAAGUGUGCGCCUUCCUCCGAGUAUUGCUAUGCAGAAGCUGCUGUGCUCCAACUAUUGUUCUCGGGGUAGCGCUUCCCUUUACUUAGGAGUUCUCUGCACUUUAUAGAUUAUUGAGGGAAAAAAAGUAAAAAAGACAACAACCCACAUACUUUGAAAGUGUAUUUUAUCUUUAUAUAGUUUAUUUGCAAGAGUAUUUUCCUAAUAACUUCACAGUAUGAAUGUGCGUCCUCUUUUUUUGUUUUAAAUAAAUGAUGAUGUAACAUUUUGACAUCCAUAAGGACAAAUGUAGAUAUUUUUCUAAAAAACAAAACAAAACAAAGCAAAAAAACUGCGAGGGACUGCGCUCAGUCUGUGCGUUGUAGCGGAUAACCAUGGACUCCUAGACGGUCUCUGUUGGAGAGAAGAAUGAGCUACGUCACUUGUGCCAUGGGCCAAGUGGUCACUUUAUCCAGCUGAAAACGAGUUAAGACCCAAGCUUGAUGGCGAUUGUAUUGUGUUCCUUUAAGCAAAAAGGAAACACUUACCGUUCUAAAUAUUUUUAGUCCAAAUAUUAUGACACAAUGAGGAUUUUUUUAAAAAACCAGACUGUUGUCCUUCACACGUGAAGUUGACACUACUGAUUUAUCAGGACCAAAUGUUGGAUUACAGUAUUUGAUGUCUAUUUAUUUAUUCUUCUGUCACACCAGGAAAACAAAUUCUACCCUUUGUGACCUACCAAAUUUAAGAUGCUGCACACGUUAUUGUCAGUGUUCUAGAAAAGAAGCUGAAUGUCAAAGUGACCUUGCUCCCUCACACCAGAGAAAUAACCGACUUUCAGCGGACGAGGAUUUUAGUGCUUCUUGUUUUUCUCAAAUGGACCUUAAGCUGCUCUUGUAAAGACUUAAUGUUUGCAGCUCUUACCUGGAGAAAUUUUUUAUUUAUGGCUAUUUAUAUAAAAGAUUAAUUUUGUCAAGAUUCCUUUAGAAAUGGUAUUAUGUAAUUAAAGAAAAAAUGACAAAUUUUGCUUAGUGCCUGCCCAUGCCUGUUGUCAGUGUUUGUUUGCUUUGUAAAUUUAAAAAUUCACUUUUUGGAUGACGGUUUCGCUUAAGGUCUUGGAUGAGAAGCACUUUAAAACAAACUGGUUUGGUGUUUUUAAGUUAAUCAGAUGUUUAAUAAAUGUGGUUUUUUUGCAUUCAAAAUAAUCCUGAAAGACAUUGUACUUCUUAUAUUUGUUGUGUCACUCUAGUUUUUAUCAAAUGCUAAGAGUAUUCUUUAUUGCUUUGAUUUCAUGUAUAUUUGACUUCAUGGUGAAGACACAAAUGAGGCUGGCUUUCUGGUUUUCCAUGAGUUUAGCGUGGUAUUGCCUAUUGCACUUUAAAAGUCUCCUGUAUGUUUAUGUGUGUAUUUUUUCUCCUGCAAGAGUUAAAACUAUUUGGUAUUCACUUUUCUAAAAUCUGUAAUUACAGACUUCUUCAUUUUAAAACAGACAUAAGCAAUCUGUAAACAAUCACUACCUGUGGAUAUGCAGUUAGAUAAACUGUGUGCCACUUAAAAUGUUUGCAGGUAGCACACAGUUAUGAGACUGCUCUAUAUUAAAUAGCGGACUCUCUGCUCCUGUGCUGUUUAAUUCACCUGGGUGGGGUUUGGGAGUCUGAUACUGCAGUAAGUUUCCAUGUUGACCUGUUGAACAGGUUUUCCUCUCUUUUGCAAGAAAGUGCAAGAAUGAUGACCAGGAACAUCAAGGUGCUACUGAUAGGGAGCUUUUCUAGUAGAUAGUGUUUUGUUUUGUUUUGAAUUGAUAGGUUUAUAAUGAAAACACUUUAACUAGUUUUUGAAUGAUCUGAAAAUAAGCUCAUUUCUAUUGCUUUACACAAAUAGAUGAGUUCAUAAAUUGUUUCAUGUAAUUAUUUAAAAAAGUAAAUCCAACUAUUUCUGAUUUAGUUUUUUCUCCUUGAAAUAGGUGCUUCCGAGAGAGAAUUGCUCUAUACCUAAAUACGAUUUUCAUUGUCACUUGAAGACACUGGUUUUCCCUUAGGAACCAGAUCCAUUUGUGAAACUUACUAUUUGAAGGCGCGAAAGACACAUCCCAAUGGGUCUUGACUUAUAGCUGGGCUUUGAAGAGUGACAGGCACCAUGAAGCAGCCUGUCAAGCUUACGGGCAUCUUGCUUUUUGAGGAGCCGUGUGUGUUGAGCGUGCCCGACUUCUCCAAAGUUUAAGAUGAUGAACCAGAUGACAACCCUGCAAGAAUGUUGGGCCACUUAAGGCCUCACUGAAAUUUGGCAGGUUUUUCUAUAAUUUUUUGCUUUGUCUCGACCAUGAAAUUGUUGAGACAUUUGGGGAUUCUCUUGGUGUAUCCACCCACGGUCUUAUAAGCAAAGCCAGUGCCCAUUCACCUUUCAUUUCAAGGGCUGGCCCUGUCUUUUAUUUCAAGGAGAAUUAUAUGGCUAAAGGGAUCUUGAUAAGAAUUAUUUUGUAAAUAGACUAGAUUUUAUAUUUUUACACUGUAUUGGAUUAUGGUGUUAUCUUUAAUGACAAGUUCAGAAAUGGAUGCCAUUGCUUAAACUUAAAAUUCCAAGGCGAAAGAUAAAGUAUCUUCUGUAUCUGUCAUGUGACCUUCCACUGCAGUUUUUUUACUAUGCAUUAUCAUAUUUAGUGUUUAACAGGUCAUCACAUGGCCUCAGGAUAUGUAUCCCUGUAAUUUGUUAACAUUAUAUGGCUCUUUAAUCUGUUACCAAAUACAGUAUGAUAUCUUUAA
Molecule: messenger RNA, 3677 nt
Organism: Echinops telfairi (small Madagascar hedgehog)
Lineage: Eukaryota; Metazoa; Chordata; Mammalia; Afrosoricida; Tenrecidae
Gene: PLEKHA3
Product: pleckstrin homology domain containing A3
Exons: 8
Coding region: 35-934 (299 amino acids)
Biological process (GO): receptor recycling; endosome organization; retrograde transport, endosome to Golgi
Cellular component (GO): early endosome; recycling endosome; trans-Golgi network
Source: RefSeq, a predicted model, not a curated record